Sardina pilchardus (European sardine) is the source of this 3178-nucleotide messenger RNA. RefSeq names its product Usher syndrome 1C (gene ush1c). Gene Ontology annotation, molecular function: protein binding. Gene Ontology annotation, biological process: inner ear morphogenesis; inner ear auditory receptor cell differentiation; retinal cone cell development. The transcript is spliced from 27 exons. NCBI's taxonomy places the organism in Eukaryota, Metazoa, Chordata, Actinopteri, Clupeiformes, Clupeidae. Bases 48 to 2858 code for a protein of 936 amino acids. Gene Ontology annotation, cellular component: stereocilium tip; photoreceptor inner segment; cilium. The record is from RefSeq and is a predicted model, not a curated record.
GACGGAUCAAACGCCUAGGAACCGGUGUGAGGGAACCUUAGCUAAAAAUGGAGAGAAGAGUGGCACGAGAAUUCAGACAUAAAGUGGAGCUGCUGAUUGCUAAUGAAGCAGAGAAGGACUAUCUGUAUGAUGUGCUGCGGAUGUACCACCAGUCUAUGGACCUGCCCGUGCUGGUGGGGGACCUGAAGCUGGUGAUUAACGAGCCCAACAGGCUGCCGCUCUUCGACUCCAUCCGACCCCUCAUCCCCCUCAAGCACCAGGUGGAGUACGACCUGCUCACCCCCAAGAGGUCACGAAAACUGAAGGAGGUGCGUUUGGACCGGACCCACCCAGACGGUCUGGGCUUGAGCGUGCGAGGGGGGCUGGAGUUUGGCUGCGGCCUCUUCAUCUCUCAGAUCAUGAAGGACGGACAAGCCGAAAGUGUUGGCCUGCAGAUCGGAGACGAGAUUGUCCGCAUCAAUGGCUACUCCAUCUCGUCCUGCAUCCACGAGGAGAUUAUCAGCCUCAUCAAAACCAAGAAGAUAGUGUCGCUGAAAGUCAGACAUGUUGGAAUGAUACCAGUGAAGAGCUCCACGGAGGACCCGCUGAAGUGGCAGUUUGUGGACCAGUUUGUGUCAGAGUCUGGGGACAAGAAGAGCAGUGUGGCUGGCCUGGCCUCCAUGGGAGGAAAGGAGAUCAAGGAGAAGAAGGUCUUCUUGAGUCUGGUGGGGACCACAGGCAUGGGCAUCAGCAUCUCGAGUGGCCCACGGCAGAAGCCAGGGAUCUACAUCAGCAAUGUGAAGCCAGGCUCUCUCUCUGCUGAAGUUGGACUGAAGAUGGGUGACCAGAUCGUUGAGGUCAAUGGGGUGGACUUUACCAAUUUGGACCACCAGGAGGCAGUUCGGGUGCUGAAGAGUAGCAGGAGUUUAACCAUCACAGUUCUCACUGGCGCAGGCCGUGAGCUGUUUAUGACGGAUGAGGAGCGUCUGGCAGUGGAGGCUCGUCGUGAGGUGGACAGACAGGAACUCAUGCACCAGAAGAGAGUCGCUCUGGAGACCAACAAGAUCGUCAAGGAGCAGCAGGAGAAGGAACGCCUGAGAAAGAUGGAGAUUUCUCAGAAGCAAGCUGAAGAGGAUGAGAGAUACCGCAAAGAGAUGGAGAAAAUUGAGGCAGAGGAGCGUAAACAGAAGCAGGAGUGGGAGGAGGACUGGGCCCCCAGAGAUUCCCCUAAACCCCCCAAAAAGGGCUCUCCAAUGCCCCCCGCCAGUCCCUCACCACCGCCCCCAAAGACCAGGAGCUCCGCUUUCGACUGGUUUUACAAGUACGAAGGGAAGCUCCCUACUCUUAAAAAGAAAGGGAAGGAGAAGAAGCAGAAGCAGAAGAACAAGAAGAAGUCGUCCAAGAUGGACACCCUGCCCGGCGAUCGCAAGAACAAGAAGGAGAUGGAGUACGAGCUGAAGCUGGCCAUGGAGAAGGAGGAGAUGCAGGAGCGCGAGAAGCAGCUCAAGAUCAACCGGCUGGUGCAGGAGGUGUCUGAAACGGAGCGUGAGGAUCUGGAGGAGUCGGUGAAGGUCCAGCACUGGGUGGAACGCCUCUGCCAGACCCGACUAGAGCAGAUCGUAGAGAGUGAUGGGCAGGAGUCCACAGGUCCCUCCCCCGCCACCUCCGUGUCCACCAUGCGGCGCUUUCCCGGUGGCUUCCAGCUGGCCACCACAGACCUGGACGACAUCAACCUGGACGACGUGGACAAGAGCCUGAGGCAGCCUCUCAAGAGACUGGCCCCGACACAGCCAGCCUCCAGUCAUCCUCCCCCACCCUUGCCCCUGCCCCCGCCCUCCCCACGCCUCCACCCAACGGCCCACCUCCCACCCCCUAUCAACUCCGGCCGCGCUACACCCCACCAGGCCCCGCCCUCACCUCGGAUGGCCCAACCCUCGCCUCGGAUGGCCCCGCCCUCUCCUCGGAUGCCCCCCCACCCAGUAGCCGCCGCAGCAGCCGCUGCAGCCAAUGCCCGGCGACACCCACCUCCCCCGCCAGGCCAUCCCCUCGGCCCCCCUCCCUCUGGGUCAUCAUCCUCGUCCUCGUGGGCUCCGUCAUCCUCCCACCCCCCGCCUCCGCCCCCACCUCCGCCUCCCCCUCCUCCGCCGCCCCCUCCCCCUCCACCCCCACAGCACAUGACCGACGAGCGGCUCUCCUCCUCGGGAUACCCGCGGGCCACUAGCCCCGCUGAGCACGGAAACGAGUGGGAGAGUAACGGCUACCGGCAGAGGGGAGGGUACCGUCCACCCAGCCCGCCCAGUGAACUCUCCUAUCCGCAAAGUCCCACGCAAAUCUCCCCAAGCCCCCCCACCCAGAGGAGGCAGCUCAACCCCAUAAUGUCCAAACCCGUCAUGCUGCCUCAGGGCGUCACUCACAGGCCAACACAACGCUCCGAGGGCCUGCCGCCGGAGAUGCUCAAGCGGAUGGUGGUGUACAACACAUCUUUUAAGUCCCACAGGAAACAAGGAUUUCGGAAAUACGAGGAAGACUUUGACCCAUACUCCAUGUUCACUCCAGAACAAGUUGACGAGAGGGAUAUCCGGCUGCUCAGAAUUAAAAAGGAUGGGCAACUGGACGUGGCGGUGGAGGGGGGCGUUGAGUCCCCUCUUGGGAAGCUUGUGGUGUCGGCCGUCUAUGAUGGCGGUGCCGCAGACAAACAUGGUGGGAUUGCAAUUGGUGAUGAGGUGAUGGCAGUGAAUGGGAAAAAUCUGACUGACGUCACCCUCACUGAGGGACAGAACUCCCUGGAAAGGGCCUGGAAAAGUGGAGGGGACUGGAUUGAUCUGGUCAUAGCAGUAUCCCCACCAAAGGACUAUGAGGAUGAAGUGACCUUCUUCUAGGAGUCAGCUCACUCACUCUCUCACUCGCUCGCUCUCUUUGGAAGAACAGACUGCUCUCAGCGAGUGGGCCUGCCCAGGAAGUUGGACCUUCUCCACGGCCAUCACCCCCCCAUGUUGUAUUACCACAACCCAGCAUGAUCCAGCUGCUUCAAACAAGGAAAUGAGCCCAUACAAAUUGUAUUUACAGGGGAGAAAAUAUGAUGUGCUAGACAAGCACUUUAGCUGUUAUCUAAUGCAAAUGACAAGGAUAUGUACACAUAGGGUACAUAUAAAUAAAUAUAUGUAUCGUGAAAAUACUUGCUGCCUCAGUCAUGCAAACA